GUGGAGGAUAUGAUGCUCGCAAUAGUACCGACGUUAUUGCUGGCGUCGCUAGUGUCGUGCAGCAUGGCCUACUAUGAAUCCCCGCUUCUGGAGGCGCUUGCAGUUCCCUCUUCCGACCAUGAAACGACUUCUUACUUGCUACCGCGACUGUCAGCUAAGUUUCGAUCCCACGGCGACUGGGAAAGUGCUCCCGACCCUCGGUUCUACGUUCUCACCGAACUGGAAAGGGAAUCCAAUCAGGCUUCACGUCGAGUGAAAAGAACUGGGGGAGCCCCUUCUCUUUCAAUUGUCAACCCACUGGAUGUCCUGCGUCAAAGACUUCUUUUGGAAAUUGCGCGACGGCGCAUGCGUCAAUCGCAGGACCAGAUUCAAGCCAAUAGGGAGAUUCUACAGACAAUCGGCAAGAGGGGCAUCAUUCACUCACAACAAGGCACUAAUGAACAAGAUGAUAUUGGUGAUGACGAUGACGUAAAUUCUGAGUUCAUGAUUUCGUCAACAGACGAAAAGUCCGGAAACGUGAACCCCGAAAACAACAGGCCUCCAGAGACAUCAGAUUGGUCAAAUUCACGCUGGAAUAACGAAUACACACCUCAACACCAUUCGUAAAACAGACUGGGGAAAUAUCUUGAGUGGUGUGGAGUCUGUCCUGAAUGUUUUCCACUUCAGACAACCGAAGUUGCUUCUCUAAUUUACUUCCUUCAUUAAUGUGAAUUUUGUUGAUAUUGCCCCCAUGUUCUCUGAGUGAUGCCAUUUCAAGUUCGGUCAAAAUGAGUUCCAAGUGGUAUCCACCAACAUUCCUACAAAAUGUAUUAUAGCGUACAUAUAUAAAAUCUAAAAAAUUAAAUUAUUUAUAUUUUAAUAAAUUAAAUUGAUAUAUAUUGGAGUCAUUGUAAUUCUAAGGAUUGAACAGCGUAUGUGCCCCUUUGCUAAUUAAGUCGCUUGUGAUUUUAUUUCUAAAAAUGUUUCUAAUUUAUUUAAUUUACAUUACAUAUCCAUUGCCUUUUAUUAAAAAUGCAGGGUUUUCAAUCUGUGUUUAUUUAUUUUAAGAAAAGACUGCAGGUUCAGCCUUUACUGUGAAUAUAUUGUUAUAUCUUUUAAAUUAAAUAUUAAUUUAUUAUUAAAAAUAAAUUGCUUCAGUGGGAUAAAUUCAAAUUUUAAAAAUUUACCAGUCCCCUGAUCAAGAAUGUUCCACAUCCUUUUAUCCUAAAACUAAUCCUACCGUUACAAGACCAUAAAUAUCACUACCCAAUUAGGACACUACAUUUUUCAGAACUGUUUCAUGUCUUGAAAAAUCUAGAAAAGGUUCAUUCUUUUAUUAUACACACAAGAAGCAAUCAAAAGACAUGAAGAAAAGGAAGCUAUGUCCAAUUUGCAUGAUGUAACUGACUCCCUAUCUGAUGCAAAGAGUUUAUUUACAAGGUAAAACUGAAAUGAAGUACAUAUGUUGUACAAAUUAUGUGUAAGCUGACAGAGAACUUUCUAGAAAAGUAUUCAUUGACAUGGACUGGAAAUUUAAUUCUACAAUGGACAUUUGGCAGCAGAAAAUUAAUUUUGUUAAUUUAGUCCACUUUUGUGAUGUAUGCUUUGGCAUUAUCCAAUUUCAGUUUCUUUACCUUUUUAGCAAAUUUUAGAAUAAUUGUUAUCAAAAAAGUUUAUAAAUAAUUUUCAAUACUAAUAACUACAAUGCUACAAAACUGUUCAGUUGGAAUACAGACUCCAUCUAAUGGCACAGGGAUCUACAGGUUGAUCAUUGCAUCUCAUUCAAACUUCAGGUUUUGAUGUGUCUAGUUUGCAAGUUUAAAUAGUGGUACUUCAAAAUGUCUGUCUGUGCAUAUAGCAUCACAUCCCUUCUUCAUACACAGUACUUUCACUAAAAAAGAAUCCUAAGAGCAGUCAAGAAGUAAGGAUUUAUAAUUAAAACCCACAGUAAAAUUCAAUAUUAUGAAAGGAAAAGUUGUAACAAGAAGUGAGAUACAUACAGCACGUUUAUGGUGGAAUUAGGAUGGCAUAACUCCAUUGCUGACUAGAGGCUUAAGGCUGUGUUCUGGAAAACAUGCUGCAAGCAGUGAAAAGUAACUUCAUUGUUUUGAACAAAACAAAAAUAAUUAAUCGUGACAAAUCCAAAUUACAUUAAGCAGUAACAUGAGUUACAGAUAAGGAGAAAUAUACUAGUUACCAUUGUAACUCUCUGAUGGUUGCAAGGUGAAAAAUGGAUGUUAAUUUUAUUAUCAGUUAAACUGUAUAUGUACUGUCAUGGGAAAAGAGAUCAUUCUAAACUUGGACACUGUGACCACAAUGUUAAGGCGUACACAUUAAUUUAAGAAAUCAUAUCAGUGGUUGGUUGUAACAAAUAACAAAGACUUUACUAUAACACAGAGGACAAAUAAUUCCUUUACAUAAGUAGUUAAGGACAUUGUUUAUACACUAAUAAAUAUGAUUAUGGUAUCAAAAAAUUCAUUUCUAAAAUAAUUAAAGCCAUGUGACUAAAUAUGAGGCCAUACAGCAACAAUAUCUAGCAGAGGGAAAAUGUAAAUAUUAACUCUUACAUCAACUGCAAUCAAAUUAAAUCAAGGUACACAUUCUGGAAUGUCAAAAAUUUCCUACAAUAAACGUUUGUUUUAUACUGAACUUAAAAUUCACCGAAAUUGGGAAAAUAAUACAGUAUUCUUAUUGAGCUUCUGAUGGAACCACAAAAAUUGUGGGGAGCCUUAUAUGAUGCUCUGUUCUCCUCCCUUGUCAUAUUAAUUUGCUCUGUUUCAUUUGAUCAUACCAUAUAUGUAAUACUGAAAUUAUAUGAUACAUUUCAAUAAAGAAUGUGAAACUGUUCAGUUUUAUUUCCAAUUCCUGUCAGACAGGCUGCAAAAGUUUCUGUGUCCAAGUCAUAUGUAUGAUGGUAUUAAACAAAUCAUACAGCCUAAAGCUAAAUUAAACUUUAAAUUAUUAUAAUAUUAAGUGUGUAUAAUGAGUGCAUGAAAUGAAACUGCCCUUUUUAGGGCUUUGAUCAUUGUUAGCAGAGUCCAGUAUUAAAUGUGUUACAUGUGUUUUAGGAACAACUUUCCAGAAGUCAUGUAGACCAUUUUAUUUAAAAUAAAUCCCUAUGGCUGUACAAUUUGUGGCAAUCCAUAUUGUUUUCUUAAAUAUCCGUUUCUAUCAGAACAAAUUAAACUCAUUAUAGAUACAAUCACAUCUUAAAUAAUUACCUCUUCGAUGAAAAAAGAUAAAUGCUGUAAUGAAGGAAAUAUUUAAUCAUAUCUAACUCACACAUAGUAGCAGAGACAUUACAUGUUUCAUCACACUUCGUCCAACCUUAAAUGCACUUUCUACUGUGAAACCCUCUUACAGAAAUAAAUGUCAUAACAAAUCUAACAUUGAACAUGUUACUGUGGCCACAGUACUGGCAAUAAGGAAACCUCAAAGCUGAAUGAUUAUGAAAAUCAACACUUCAUUCCAUGCAGCCAGCAUACUUCUGUGUCUAAUAUUAAAAUGCCAUUUUGUUAUUAACAGCUGAAGGUUCCUCUAUCUGAAUAUCAUAUUUAAAAAAAAAAUACUUUUACUGUUUCUUAUAGUACUAUAAAAACAUCUCUGAUAUUUUCUCAAAGCAACAUUGUAAUCAAAAAUACUAUAAAGUAAUACAAUGAAUAGUAGUUUAGUUUUGCAAAAUGAUUAUAA
Molecule: messenger RNA, 3669 nt
Organism: Cryptotermes secundus
Lineage: Eukaryota; Metazoa; Arthropoda; Insecta; Blattodea; Kalotermitidae
Gene: Dh44
Exons: 4
Coding region: 10-606 (198 amino acids)
Cellular component (GO): extracellular region
Molecular function (GO): hormone activity
Source: RefSeq, a predicted model, not a curated record